CGGCAGACAAGGAGAAGAAACCGUACCGAAGCUCAAGAAUUGGCUGAAUAGGGUUGAGGACUUCAUCGAAGUGGCGGAGAAAUUACUUGAGUUUGGUGAACAAAAUGCCAACAAAAAUGCCAACAACGAGUGUUUCUGUAGGCUGUGUCCCAAUCCCUUGUCUCGAUACAAACUCAGCAAGAAAGCACAGCUGAAUUCCAAAUAUAUUGAUGAACUUGUGAAAGAAGCUGGUAGAUUCAACCUCCCAAAUUGCUAUGCUCCUCCUUCACUACACAAUGUGGCUGCACCUGUAGAAGGUUUUGAGGAGUUCCGCUCAUGAAUGGUUGUUUUGGACCAGAUCAUGGAGGCAUUAAAAAGUCCAAUUGUCAACAUGAUCGGAGUGCAUGGGACUUCUGGUGUGGGGAAAACAAUGCUGGUCAAAGAGGUUAAAAGAAAGGCCAAGCAGGACAGCUUGUUGUUUCCUACAGUAGUUACGACUAAAGUGACAAAGAACCGGGAGUUGAAAAAAAUUCAAGAAGACAUUGCUUGCGGCUUGGGCAUGGAUCAAAUUUCUUUUACAGAGCUUACAGAUCAACAAGUUGCAGAUCGAAUAAGGGCAAGACUACUGAAAGAAAAGAAAUUUCUCAUAAUUUUGGAUGAUGUUUGGGAGACCGAAAUAGCUUUGGAGGAAAUUGGAAUCCCUUCUGCGAGUGGGCUGCGGCAGCCAAUUGAUAGAAAGAAUGAAAUAAGCUCUUCCAGUGAAGAACAUCCUGUGACCUGCAAGAUUUUACUAAUCUCUGAAGAACGGGAUGUUCUCCUGAGAAGAAUGGAUUCAGAAUAUCAUCAGGUUUUUGAAGUAUGUAAAUUAGAACCUGAUGAAUCUUGGGAGUUAUUUAAGAAGACAAUUGGUGAUGAUGUUGAAACUCCUGAUUUGCAGCAUUUAGCAGAAGAGAUAGUUGAGAAAUGUCUUGGAUUGCCCGCUGCGAUUGUAUCGGUUGCAAAUGCCAUGAGAGGUAAGACUCAACUGUAUGAGUGGAAGGAUGCUCUGCUAAGUCUGAAGAAUCCUUCUCCCGAUGGUAUAUCUGCAGCAAUUUAUAAGGCUAUAGAGUUGUUAAAAAAAAAAAAAAUAUAAGGCUAUAGAGUUGUAAAAAAAAAAAGAAGCUAUAGAGUUGUACGCAAACGGAUCAUGAUGCAUUUGUUAUUGUUUACACCCAUUUUUGCAUUGC
Rubroshorea leprosula is the source of this 1205-nucleotide messenger RNA. The record is from the annotation of a GenBank genome assembly. Lineage: Eukaryota; Viridiplantae; Streptophyta; Magnoliopsida; Malvales; Dipterocarpaceae.